UCUAAUCUGAAAGAGAGGCAUCGAAUCAGAGCAAUUUGUUGUGAAAUUGUGACUAAGCCCUUUUUAUUACUUUCUCCUAAAUAAAUAAAACCCUAAAAUUUUCCUUUCCCAUUAAUCCCCUCUUUCUACAUGCGUCGCAUUAUAGAAACAAACUAAACAAGGAAAAAAAAAAAAGAGAGUAAAAGCAUCAUCGUCUUUCACCAUAGCUUCAAAACUUCUCCUCCCCCAACGCCGCCGCUACCUCAGCCGCCACCGCCCGCACACACUCACUCAGCUGGUUGCUCCGCUCCAAUUCAUCAUCCAGUCCUUGUCUAAUUCGGCUGAACGCCGCCGUUUCUUUCGUGGUUUCUGUUCGGUUACGACGGAAGUUCCGAUGGGGUCUCAAGAACCGAACGCUUCGGCUCCCAAGCUGCCUAUCCCUGGGCAACGGAAUGUUCUGAUCACCAGUGCACUUCCUUACGUUAACAACGUGCCUCACCUUGGAAAUAUUAUUGGCUGUGUCCUGAGUGCAGAUGUAUUUGCCAGAUACUGUAGACUUAGAGGUUACAAUACUAUAUAUAUUUGUGGCACUGAUGAGUAUGGAACAGCAACAGAAACCAAGGCUAUGGAGGAGAAUGUUACCCCGAAGGAAAUAUGUGACAAAUACCAUGCAAUUCAUAAAGAAAUUUAUGAAUGGUUUGAUAUAAGUUUUGACAAAUUUGGCCGCACUUCAACACCACAGCAGACAGAAGUGUGUCAGACAAUUUUCAAGAGACUUUGGGAAAACAAUUGGCUUUCAGAGGAUACCAUUCAACAGCUUUACUGUGAGACAUGCCAGAGGUUUUUAGCCGAUAGGUAUGUGGAGGGCAUCUGUCCUAAUCCGGCUUGUAACUAUGAUUCCGCACGCGGCGAUCAGUGUGAUAAAUGCCAAAAGCUUUUAAAUCCCACUGAACUACUUGAACCAAGAUGCAAGGUUUGUCAAUCCUCUCCACAUAUUCGAGAUACAAGGCAUUUGUUUUUGGAGCUUCCUUUGCUGGAGGAGAGGUUGAAAGCCUACAUUACUGAGAUGGAGGGAGAUUGGAGUCAAAAUGCUAUUCAAGCAACAUAUGCAUGGCUUAAAGAAGGACUAAGAAAAAGGUGCAUCACGAGGGACCUGAAGUGGGGGGUUCCUGUACCGCUUGAGCAAUAUAAGGAUAAGGUUUUUUAUGUUUGGUUUGAUGCACCUAUCGGGUACGUGUCAAUCACAGCAUGCUACACACCCGAGUGGGAGAAGUGGUGGAAGAAUCCUAAGGAUGUAGAGCUAUUUCAGUUUAUGGGCAAGGAUAAUGUGCCUUUUCACACAGUCAUGUUUCCAUCCACGCUUCUAGGAACAGGUGAAGACUGGACUUUGAUGAAAGCUAUCAGUGUUACCGAAUACCUUAAUUACGAAUCCGGAAAAUUUUCAAAAAGUAAGGGUGUAGGGGUUUUUGGGACUGAUGCAAAAGAUACUAACAUCCCAGUCGAGGUGUGGAGAUAUUACUUACUUACGAAUAGGCCAGAGGUAUCAGAUGCAGUAUUUACCUGGGAAGACUUGCAAGCCAAAUUAAACAAUGAACUGCUGAAGAACCUAGGAAAUUUUAUCAAUCGGGUUCUGAGUUUUAUUGCAAAAGAUCCAGGAUAUGGUUCCAUAAUUCCUGAUGCCGAGAAUGCUGAAUUACAUCACUUAACUCAAGCUUUGGGAGGAAAAGUUGGUAAUCUUGUGGAUGAGUAUAAAUUGGCUAUGGAGAAGGUCAAAUUGAAGCAAGGUUUAAAGAUAGCUAUGUCCAUUUCGACAUUGGGCAAUGGAUAUUUGCAAGAGAGCGAGUUUUGGAGACUUUAUAAUGAAGAUCGAGCUACAUGUUCAAUAGUCAUGAGAACUUCUGCUGGACUAGUAUAUCUGCUUGCCUCUCUCUUGGAGCCCUUCAUGCCGUCGUUCUCUAAUGAGGUGCGAAAGCAGCUCAACUUGCCCCUUGAAAAAUCACUUUCACUUUCUGAGAGUGAUAUUGAAAGGGCCAGGAAACUUUGGGAGUUUCUGCCUGGCGGUCACAGAAUUGGUACUCCUGUACCACUGUUCAAGGAGCUGAAAGACGAUGAAAUGUUAUGCCUUAGGGAUAGAUUUGCUGGAAGCCAAGCUGAUCGGAAACUAAAGGCCGAAGCUGAAGCCAAACUCAGUAAACAAUUAAGUGAAACAAAUCUUGCAGCAGAUGGGAAUGCAAAGAAGGGCAAGUCGAAAAAAUCUGCUCAAGGUGCAUCAAAAGCCUCUUCAUCCACUGAAUCCGAAAUUACAGUUAGCAGACUUGAUAUCCGUGUUGGUCUCAUCACUAAAGUUCAAAAGCAUCCCGAUGCGGAUUCCUUGUAUGUGGAGGAGAUUGAUGUGGGUGAAGCUCAGCCAAGAACCGUUGUCAGUGGCCUCGUGAAAUACAUUCCUCUAGAAGAAAUGCAGGUUUGUACCUUUCUUUCAUUGUUCCAAAUUAGUACUCAAUGUUUUUCUUAUUAGUUUUAGUGGUUUGCUUAUGAUUCCUGAUAAUUAUGUGUCAGAAUCGGAGGGUUUGUGUACUUUGCAACUUGAAGCCAGCAAGUAUGAGAGGCAUUAAAUCUCAAGCAAUGGUUCUUUGUGCCUCUAAUAGUGAAGACACCGAGGUGGAGUUAGUUGAACCUCCGGAAGGUGCUGUUCCUGGUGAAAGAGUCAAGUUUCAGGGAUUUGAAGGCACUCCAGAUGAUGUCUUGAACCCUAAGAAGAAGAUAUGGGAAACGGUCCAGCCAGCUUUGCACACAAACAGUGAAUUGGUGGCAUGCUAUAAUGGCAUCCCUUUCACCACCUCAGCUGGUGUUUGCAGAGUUAUAUCUAUUGGAGAUGGGAAGAUUAGGUGAUUACUAACCUAAACACAUAUGGGAUUAACAAUUAUUGAGUGAAAUACAUUUUUGGUUUGAAAUUAUGUUUCACAUUUUUCCUCUCCAAUUCGAAGGAUAUAAAUCUUAAUACUUGAAAUGUUAGAUAGAUAUUGAUAGAAUAGAACUGUAGGCCGAACCAAUUCAGUGGUCGAAAAUCAAAAUGCAUACUUUGCAGUAUUUUCUCUCGAGGCAAACGAAUUUAGUUAUACUCGUGCUCCUUAGGGUAUCAAAUGUGAAUUCCUUCGUGGAGAAACGAUCAUCAUUACAAUCUCAAUGUUGGUUAGCUCGAUCUUUAGAAUGAUUACAGAUAGACUGAUAAAUUCGUUUCAUAAAAUUG
This is a messenger RNA of Oldenlandia corymbosa var. corymbosa, 3226 nucleotides long. The record is from the annotation of a GenBank genome assembly. NCBI's taxonomy places the organism in Eukaryota, Viridiplantae, Streptophyta, Magnoliopsida, Gentianales, Rubiaceae.